This is a messenger RNA of Psilocybe cubensis, 945 nucleotides long. RefSeq lists its product as uncharacterized. The record is from RefSeq and is a predicted model, not a curated record. The transcript is spliced from 4 exons. NCBI's taxonomy places the organism in Eukaryota, Fungi, Basidiomycota, Agaricomycetes, Agaricales, Agrocybaceae. The coding region runs from base 1 to 945 and encodes 314 amino acids.
AUGCCUUCAUGUCGAAUUUGUCUCGAGGCGCUGAAAAAGCCUGUGUCUCUUCCUUGUGGCCAUAUUUUCUGCAGUGACUGUAUCGUUAAAACCGUCCAGGCGGUAAAGCCAUACACUCAUCUCCACCCCUGCCCAAUAUGUCGCUCUUUCUACAACAUAGCACCUCUAAACUUCAAUAUUGUCCCGCCUAACCUGCGGCCUUUCGUGACACCCAGUAUCCGCAGGCUCUACAUCGAUGAUCCUCCCUCACAGCAGGCGUCCACAGACGCCAAGGAUACUUCAGAAAAUCCCGACAUCAAGGAGUCCUCUCCUUCCGAUGUCAAAGAACCUUCUCCCCCGGUGGUCAAAGAACCACCUGCGAUGUCUGCCUCCGCCCUUGAGCUUGCGCGGCUCCGUGCGGAGAACCAGGCACUGCGGAACAACUGCUCCAUGUGGCGGAAGCGAGCAGAGAUGCACGGAACCGCAAACCUGGGCUUACUCAACUUUGCGCGGAUGGUGCGCGACCAAGCUUCUAUGCUGGUGCGCGAGCGCGACGAGCUCAAACGACACUGCCAUGCUCUCAAACGCAAAAUGCAAGAUGUCGAAUUAAGCCAAUAUCCUGAACUGGCCCCUAUAGGACCUUUCCUACAGCUCACUACGGACGCCCGCGAGCACCAAAGCCGCUCUGGAUCCCCGGAUCCAGACUCCGUGCUCUUUGCUCCACAUCCAAUUCAAGUCUUCGACGAGCAUCCAGAAGUGAUGCCUGCCCAACAAUUCACUAGUCACCAUCAACCCGAAGCGUUCUCAGGGUCUUCGUCUUCUACGGAUGCAGACAUCUCGCGACCGAGGAAGAGAAUGAAGCCCGAUACUCCCUCUCCCUCAUUGGAUGAGAUGGCUCUGUCUGAGGUCGGCGACGUACUCUCACGAAUCGCCGCGCUGACAUCGACUGCCAGCCGUCCUUCGUAA